CCCCUUCUCUAUAGUUGACGUUAUAAAGCUGGGUAAACCGUACAAGCAGAGUGUUGUCAUGGAGAAAGUAACCAAACUAUGUGUAUUAAGUUACUUUCUACACACUGAAUAACACGCUGAACUAACAUUUUUUAGACAAAUUUAAGUUAAUUUUUAGCCCUCACAGAAAGAUCCGCAAAUUACAAUCAUGAAAGAUUUUAGCAGCUUGUCCAUCUUUGUGCUUAUCAACCUGCUGCUGCUGGAGCGCUCAUCGUGUGCUGGUGACUCAAGUGUUGUGAAUCCCUGUUGUUACUACCCUUGUCAGAACUCAGGAGUGUGUGUGAGAUUCGGUGCAGAUCGCUAUGAAUGUGACUGUACUCGUACUGGCUUCUACGGAGACAACUGCACUGUUCCGGAGCUCUGGACCAGACUUCGUCUCAUGGUGAAGCCGAGCCCCACGAUGGUUCACUUCAUCCUCACACACUUCCAGUGGUUUUGGGACGUCGUCAACAGCUCUUUCCUGCGAGACACGUUCAUGAGAUUAGUGCUGACAGUCAGAAGCGACCUUAUUCCAAGCCCUCCGACCUACAAUACCAAAUACGGAUACCUCAGCUGGGAGUCCUACUACAACAUCUCCUACUACACUCGUCUCCUCCCUCCUGUCCCUGAGGACUGUCCUCUGCCGAUGGGGACUAAAGGUGAGACCAGCACAACUGUCCACAGACGACCGCGCUCCUGAGCAAAUCUUUAAAUGUUUCUUUUUCUCUGCAGUAAACCGCUUCUUCCUGAUCCCAAAGUGUUGGCUGAGAGGUUUUUUAGGAGAAAGAAAUUCAGGCCGGACCCUCAGGGAACCAAUCUGAUGUUUGCCUUCAUGGCUCAACACUUCACCCACCAGUUCUUCAAGACAAACCAAGAAGUUCAGUGGGGCUUCACCAAGGCUUUAGGACACGGGGUAGAUGCAGGUAAUAUUUACGGAGAAAACCUUGCGCGACAGCUUCAACUCCGGCUUCAUAAAGAUGGAAAACUGAAAUAUCAGUUGAUAAAUGGUGAGAUGUACCCUCCGUCAGUAUCUGAGGUCCCUGUUCACAUGGUGUAUCCUGAGAGAGUCCCUCCAGAGAGGCGUCUGGUCACGGGUCAGGAGUUGUUUGGCCUCCUGCCGGGCCUCACCAUGUACGCCACCAUAUGGCUGAGAGAGCACAACAGAGUCUGUGACGUCCUGAAGGCAGAACAUCCCACCUGGGACGAUGAGCAGCUCUUCCAGACCACCAGACUCAUCAUCAUUGGAGAGAUCAUCAACAUAAUAAUCGAGGAGUACGUGCAGCACCUCAGUGGUUACCACCUGAGCCUGAAGUUCGAUCCCAGCCUGCUCUUUAAUGCACGUUUCCAGUACAGCAACCGCAUCGCUCUGGAGUUCGGCCACCUCUACCACUGGCACCCACUGAUGCCCGACAGCUUCCUCAUCGACGGAGAUGAAAUCCAGUACUCCCAGUUCAUGCACAACACCUCCCUCCUUAUGCACUAUGGGGUGGAGAAACUGGUGGAUGCCUUCUCCCGACAGCCUGCAGGACAGAUCGGUGGAGGUCAAAACUCUCAUGAAAUUGUGCUCAGAGUGGCAGAAAUGGUCAUCAGAGAGUCUCGAGCAACUCGUGUGCAGCCCUUUAAUGAAUACAGGAAGAAGUUUAACCUGAAGCCAUACAACUCUUUUUAUGAGUUUACAGAUGACGUAGAAAUGGCCAGAGGUUUAGAGGAGCUCUAUGGUGACAUUGAUGCUCUGGAGUUCUACCCCGGCGUCAUGCUGGAGAAAACGCGGCCUAACCGCCUGUUUGGUGAGAGCAUGGUGGAGAUGGGCGCUCCGUUCUCCCUGAAAGGCCUAAUGGGGAACCCCAUCUGCUCCCCCGAGUACUGGAAGCCCAGCACCUUCGGAGGAGAGUCGGGUUUCAAUAUCAUCAAAACGUCCACUUUGAAGAAACUGGUGUGCCUCAACACCAAGUGGUGUCCAUACGUGGACUUCCAUGUUCCCCGAAAUGAGGAGGAGGCGAAACCAAGGAAACCAUCUACCGAACUUUAAUGAAUAUUCACCAGGUGAUCUGUGAUUUCAUUAAUCGGUUUUAAUACUGACUCCCAUGUCAGUGUGUGGUAAAGAUUUGCCGUAAUCCCAUUAAGACCAGAUUUUAGGAGCAGAGUCAUUUUAAUGAUCUUCUCUUUUCUCAUAAUUCUGAAUAUUUAAUCAAGCUCACAGUGAAGGACGUACUUGAAAUUAAAGCAGGACUACCUCCCUCAAAUACACUUUACAAAUUCCAUAAUUUACAGAGCAAGAAAAUUCAUCUGGAGCUCACAAGUAUAUUUUAGUUUGCUAAUGAUAUCAGUUAGUAUGAAUAGCUUGAUCUGCUUUUUGUUGUGUUAUGGAUGGAUGGAUGGAUGGAUAGAUAGACAGAUAGAGAGAUAGAGAGAUGGAUAGAUUUUCCAAACAUGUAAAACAAACAAAAAAAGCUAAAAAAUAAAACACAAUGGCAAUAACAAACAUGGAUGAUAAUCUAUUCUCAAUGAAUAGCUUCAUAUAACAUAAUAAUAACAUAUAAACAUACACUUAAAUAUUUACACACACAGACUCACAUAACUACCAACACACACACACACACACAAACAUAUAUGAAAUACCUUACAUUUCUAUAGAAAUUACUUGUUGAAAGAAGAUAGUGAAUCAGAGAGUGGACUGCAUCCCGCACUGGCUUCCCACCUGCUAACUCUUGGUUGUGUUGGUUGAAAUGGCUGAAACCUGUGUGUUGCUUUUUUCAUAAUAAAAAUUCUUAUUAAAAUAUAACAAUGGAAGCCUUUAAA
Messenger RNA from Plectropomus leopardus (leopard coralgrouper), 2817 nucleotides. The record is from RefSeq and is a predicted model, not a curated record. Lineage: Eukaryota; Metazoa; Chordata; Actinopteri; Perciformes; Serranidae.